UUUAAAAAAAGAGACAGUGGUGGAGUUCUGGACACAUGUGGAGGCAAACUACCUUCCAAGAGCUCCUCCAAUCUACAGUAAACCUAUGGAUUUCUUCAGCUAACUUCUGGCCAAGGCUGUGCAGGAGGCGAUGAGUCAAGUUAGAGAAAAGGCCAAUGAAAUUUCAGCCUUAGAGAGGCAAAAAGAGAAGAAUGAUUUUCUUAUAUCAUUAAGGUAAGAACAUUUGUUAAUAUUAAUUCCAGUAACCAAGCUUGAAUGUUGUACUUGAUCUGUUUAAAGAAAAUCUCGAAAUAACUAUAUUUCAUUCUGUUUAUUUAUUAGAUUACUCCAGGAUAAUAGUCCUCCUACAUACAUUGUGUUGUGGUCAGCAGCAGCCGUCUAAUAUACCUUGAAACUGAUUUAUUUUUCUUUUCUAGUUGGACCGAUUGUCAUUUUGGUAAAUUCUUUAACAGCAUUGGCCUCGGACUUAAUGGAUAUGGAAAUCAAGUAUUUGGUUGUGACAGAUUCAAUCAGUCCAACUGGUUUAUACAGUGUCACCCUGACAGAAAAAGACUAUGAAAUUGCAGAGAAACUCUUCACAUUUGAGGCUGAAGUGUUUUUGAAAUUCUUGGACAACCUAAAAGUGGCAGCAGAAACAGUUGUGAAAGAAAAUGAGAUAAACAAAACAGGCAAUGAGAUGCAAGACUUGCUGAUGUCUUUGAAAGAGUUCAUUAAGGAGAUCAUUGCUGAGGAAAGAGCUAAAGGAAACCAGGAUGAUUUACUUAUAGCAAUGAAAAUUUAUAAUAGUCUUCGUUUGUUCUAUGGAGAUGGUCUGUUUCGUCUGAUAGACACAUUUCCAGAUGACCAUUUACAAAUAUUCCAAGGGGUCUUUAAAAAUGAGACCAUUGUUGAGAUCUGGAAAGAAAUGGAGCCACGUUACUUUCCAGGUGCCCCACUAAUCUACAAUGAUCCCUCGGGGUUCCUCAGUUACCUACUAUCUCGGAUGGUGGAACCCUGCAUGAAGGGAAUCCUAAAAGUAGCUUCGGAACUUGGAAAAAUAGACAUUGACCAACUUUAUGAGGAUGCACAAAUGGCUAUACAUUUGGUCAUAGAGAAGGCCAAGAAAAUUUCUAACUUAGAGAGGCAGAAAGAGAAGAAUGAUUUUCAAAUAACGUUGAGGACUGUCUCUGGGAUUUUUGCUUUUUACUGGGAAGAACUUUUGGAAUACACCGAAAGCCGUAUAUUCCAUGAUAAUAUUAAGAUUCUCUGAGGUGAUGGAAGGAGCUAAGAGUGCUGAAAAACACAUCUGAAAAUUAUCAUAUAAUUACUGACCCAGAGACAGGACGUCAAGCUUAAUUUGGGCAGAUCAGCAUUUCAGCAAUUAUUUUGACAGUGCAGACAUGGAAUACUACAAAUGGGGUACUGAGAUUUUUGGUUUUGAUAGAUUCAAUCAGUCCAACUGGGCUAUCCUUAAGAUGGCUACAGUUUACCCUCUUCCUAUAUAUGAACAUCUGUCUGAAAACGGCCUUGGGAUUUCUGAGAUCAGUUAUUAUCUAAACAAAGCUAAUGACAUACUUACUGAACAACUAGGAGAGGAAAUCAUGUACAAUCUGAGGAAAGAGCUUCCUGAACUAUGGAAUAUUUUUAAUAAUUACAUUUUGAAACUCACUAAAAACAAGCAAAACAAAAUGACAUCAGAUGGGGAAGAUGAGAACUAUCUGCAACAUUUACGGUACUGGGAUGAAGUGAAGACCAUUUUCAUUAAAGAGAUAAUUGACAGUGGAGAAUUAACUCCAGAGAAGCUUAAUGAAGCACACAAAACUCUUGGCAAAGUGAUGCUCAAAACCUUUUCUACUACAAAUAAUGACUUGAUUAAUAUUUUGGGUUUCCUUCUGUCUGAUUAAUCUCUCUCAAGGCAGAAAAUAAAUAAAUUAAAUUAAAAGGUUUUAUCCAUCAAUCUCACUGAGUACACAUACAUUAUGUCUGUUUUCUC
Molecule: messenger RNA, 1972 nt
Organism: Myxocyprinus asiaticus (Chinese sucker)
Lineage: Eukaryota; Metazoa; Chordata; Actinopteri; Cypriniformes; Catostomidae
Exons: 17
Coding region: 470-1249 (259 amino acids)
Source: RefSeq, a predicted model, not a curated record